Messenger RNA from Racocetra persica, 175 nucleotides. NCBI's taxonomy places the organism in Eukaryota, Fungi, Glomeromycota, Glomeromycetes, Diversisporales, Gigasporaceae. The record is from the annotation of a GenBank genome assembly.
UGAAAAUCAAUUUAAUGAUAUAAAUCCAGAAAACGAAGUACUUGAAUAUUACAGCUUUCAAUAUGGUAGUUAUGAUAAUAGUAUAAUUAAUGAAGUUUGUCUAAAAUACAUAGAUGCAGACAAUGAAACCCAAGCGGAGGAUACAAACGAAGUUCAUAAUGACGAUUGUGAUUAA